Molecule: messenger RNA, 2847 nt
Organism: Erinaceus europaeus (western European hedgehog)
Lineage: Eukaryota; Metazoa; Chordata; Mammalia; Eulipotyphla; Erinaceidae
Gene: IL1RAP
Product: interleukin 1 receptor accessory protein
Exons: 12
Coding region: 188-2017 (609 amino acids)
Biological process (GO): signal transduction
Molecular function (GO): interleukin-1 receptor activity; interleukin-1 receptor binding
Source: RefSeq, a predicted model, not a curated record
AAAGUGCGGCGGCUGAAAGUAAGAAGCUCAUAGGGGGAAGGCUGGAGGGAUCCGGGCUCCCAGCCGCUCGUGCUAGGGCCUGACAGCUCGUGCUGGGCGACCCUUGUCCCUGGUCCUCGCCUCGGUCGUUGAGUCUGCUCUGCUCCCCUAGGAAGGUCUCGAACCCAGACGCCCAUCCCGGAGCCGCAUGAUCGCCUUGUGUUUGUGGGAAGACUGCCUGGUGCUGCUUCUUGCUCCCAGUCCUUUAAGGGAUCUACGCGGGCAUUCCCUCGCCUUGGUUACCCCGGAGCAUUGCUGCAAGCGGAUGGGACUUCUGUGGUGUAUAGUGAUUCUCUACUUCUAUGGAAUCUUGCAAAUUGAUGCCUCAGAACGCUGUGAUGACUGGGGACUUGACACUAUGAGGCAGAUCCAAGUGUUUGAAGAUGAACCAGCUCGCAUCAAAUGCCCACUCUUUGAACACUUCCUGAAAUAUAACUACAGCACAGCCCAUUCAGCUGGUCUUACUCUGAUCUGGUAUUGGACUAGGCAAGACCGAGACCUUGAAGAACCAAUUAACUUCCGCCUCCCUGAUAACCGUAUUAGUAAAGAGAAAGAUGUGCUCUGGUUCCGACCCACCCUCCUCAAUGACACGGGCAACUAUACCUGCAUGUUAAGGAACACCACAUAUUGCAGCAAAGUUGCAUUUCCUCUGGAAGUUGUUCAAAAAGGUAGCUGUUUCCAGUCUCCCAUGAAACGCCCCAAGUAUAGACUAUAUCUAGAAUAUGGUAUUCAGAAGAUCACUUGUCCAAAUAUAGAUGGAUUUUUUCCUUCCAGUGUUAAACCAAAUAUUACAUGGUAUAUGGGCUGUGGCGUAAUAAAGGGCUUUGCUAAUGUUAUCCCUGAAGGCAUGGAAUUGAGUUUUCUCUUAGCAUUGGUUACAAAUGAUGGAAAUUACACAUGUGUAGUAACAUAUCCAGAAAAUGGACGCAUCUUCCAUCUCACCAGGUCUCUGACUGUAAAGGUGGUAGGCUCUCCAAAUGAUGCCUUGCCCCCACAGAUAUAUUCACCUAAUGAUCGUGUGGUGUAUGAAAAAGAACCUGGAGAGGAGCUAUUAAUCCCCUGUACUGUCUACUUCACUUUCCUGGAAAACUCUCGCAAUGAACUUUGGUGGACCAUUGAUGGAAAAAAACCAGAGGACACUACUAUUGAAGUUACUGUUAAUGAAAGUGUAAGAUAUAGUAAAACGGAAGAUGAAACCAGAACUCAGUUUUUAAUCAUCAAGAAAGUUACCACUGAGGAUCUCAAGAGCAACUAUGUCUGUCAUGCUAGAAACGCCAGAGGAGAAGUUAACAGAGUAGCCCAAGUGAAACAGAAAGUUAUACCGCCAAGAUACACUGUGGAACUAGCUUGUGGAUUUGGAGCCACCAUCCUGCUAGUAGUAAUUCUCAUUGUUGUUUACCAUGUCUAUUGGCUAGAAAUGGUCCUGUUUUAUAGGGCUCAUUUUGGAACGGAUGAAACCAUUUUAGAUGGAAAGGAAUAUGAUAUUUAUGUAUCCUAUGCAAGAAAUGCUGAAGAAGAAGAAUUUGUGCUACUUACCCUCCGUGGAGUUUUGGAGAAUGAAUUUGGAUACAAGCUGUGCAUCUUUGACCGAGACAGUCUGCCUGGGGGAAUUGUCACAGAUGAGACCUUGAGCUUCAUUCAGAAAAGCAGACGCCUCCUGGUUGUCCUAAGCCCCAACUACGUACUCCAGGGAACCCAAGCCCUCCUGGAGCUCAAGGCUGGCCUAGAAAACAUGGCCUCUCGGGGCAACAUCAACGUCAUUUUAGUACAGUACAAAGCUGUGAAGGAGACGAAGGUGAAAGAGCUGAAGAGGGCUAAGACGGUGCUUACGGUCAUUAAAUGGAAAGGGGAGAAAUCCAAGUAUCCACAGGGCAGGUUCUGGAAGCAGCUGCAGGUGGCUAUGCCAGUGAAGAAAAUUUCCAGGUGGUCUAGAAGUGGCGAGCAGGGUCUCUCCUAUUCAUCCUUGAAAAAUGUAUGAAAGGGUCAAUGAAAGAUACACAAGAGCCUAGAGUACUUCAGGAAGGGUCUCCCCUUCUUUAUUCACAAAUUAUUCCUUCAAAACCAGAAAAUAAUUCUAUUGAAACUUCCUCAUAGGGAUAAAUUCAGGGUGACUGAGUGUCCAGUUUGCUCCCUUAAGCAAGACUAAGGUUUAGGAUGGUAGUGCCACUAGUCUGUCAACAGUUUCUAGUGUCACUGUGUUCUUUGCACAGGCCUUACUGAUGUGACCUUUUUUUAAAUUUCUACAUCCCAAUCUUUUUCCUAUGCAUCUCUAUUCUUUCUUUAUUCUCCUUGUCUGAUCAUACAUGUUGUGGAGUUUGCUAUGAACUUAGAAUCUCUUAAAGAAAAGUCACCUGCUACCAGAGUCACUGUAAGCUUAUAAUUACAGUUUUCUCUUAUUGUUAUUCUUUCCUUAACAAUGUGAUCAGAUCCUACAUUUAUUUUCACUGAAGAUGAUUAGCUCUUAUGCAGCUACAUAAUGCAGGGUGGCAUCAAGACCGAUGCCAAUUUAGGAGCAAAACCUCCUUAUAGUUGAUUGAAAGAGCUUGCCAGCAUUUUCUUCUACUAAACUCUUUUUCCCUUUAUCUCAGGUAAUUCAUGUCAUAGUUUUCAACUUGAGAGAAAUAGAUCUUAGUUGUGCACGACAGGAAGCUCUAUAAUAUUUGUCGGUCAACUCAUAUUUAUCCCAUUCCCCUAUAUACUAUACCUUGUAUAGUGAUUUCAGUUUUUCAUGUGGCUCCACACUCCCUUUGAUCUGAUAGUAACUUCUCUUAAUGGUGCUAAUGGAGAGAAAAAUGAAAGCAAAAUACU